UUCUAUUAUUUUCUCUGUAACUUCCAAAGAGAUCUGUUGUAUUAUGAGCAGAGCCCAUUUGAGCUAUCUGCUUGGGAACUAUUUACUUAUUAUUACUCUUCUUUCUUAGGGUUUCCAAUCAUCUUCCCUCUCUUCUUGCUAGACUGGAUACCAACCUACCUUCGAGAUCUGCUCCUGUGUUGCUUCCUUGUCUUCUACAGGCGGAAAGGGGAAUUCCAGGGGGUUGAAUAGAGCUGGGGUGGUUGCAGAGAGGAUCUGGAGCUCAAAGAAUGAAGCAGACGAGGAGGAGAGCGGUGGUGUUUGGUUGCGGGAGUGGGUUCGGAUGAGAAUAUGCUUUUUUGCUGUUUGGGUGGGGGGUGGGUUUGUGGGUGAGGGUACAACCAGUCGCUUCAUCACUUUCCUUCCUUUUGCGUUUAUUUUCUUUUGGUUUUCUGCUUUUUGGUUCAACAAGUUUCUGGGAUUUGUAGUCGGUGCAAGGAGCAGCUCUUUAGCGGCUCAAUCAUUUCCCGGGAUGAGGGUUUCUUUGGCCGGGGUUAAUCCUCAACCAGAGGAAGGUACAGGGGAGAAGAAAUGCUUGAAUUCGGAGCUGUGGCAUGCCUGUGCUGGCCCACUUGUUUCCCUUCCUCCGGUGGGAAGCAGAGUCGUCUACUUCCCCCAAGGGCAUAGUGAGCAGGUUACUGCUUCAACAAACAAGGAAAUAGAUGCUCACAUACCUAGUUAUCCUGGUUUACCGCCGCAACUCAUCUGUCAGCUUCACAAUGUUACUAUGCAUGCAGAUAAUGAGACUGAUGAAGUGUAUGCACAGAUGACAUUGCAGCCGCUAAGUGCACAAGAGCAAAAGGAUGUCUGUCUGCUACCUGCUGAACUAGGGAUGCCAAGUAAACAGCCAACAAAUUAUUUCUGCAAAACCUUGACUGCUAGUGACACUAGUACUCAUGGAGGAUUCUCUGUGCCUCGGCGAGCAGCUGAAAAAGUCUUUCCUCCUCUGGAUUAUUCCCAGCAGCCUCCUGCACAAGAAUUGAUUGCUAAAGAUCUUCACGGGAAUGAAUGGAAGUUCAGGCAUGUUUUCCGGGGACAACCAAAGAGGCAUCUCCUGACAACAGGAUGGAGUGUAUUUGUAAGUGCCAAGAGACUUGUAGCAGGUGAUGCUGUCAUCUUUAUCUGGAAUGAAAACAACCAGUUGCUUUUGGGAAUUCGGCGUGCUAAUCGUCCACAAACUGUCAUGCCUUCAUCAGUUUUGUCUAGUGAUAGCAUGCACAUUGGCCUUCUUGCAGCAGCAGCUCAUGCAGCUGCAACAAAUAGCCGCUUUACUAUAUUUUACAAUCCAAGGGCUAGUCCUUCAGACUUUGUCAUACCUCUAGCCAAAUAUGCAAAAGCGGUGUAUCAUACUCGAGUUUCUGUUGGUAUGCGGUUUAGAAUGCUCUUUGAAACAGAAGAAUCAAGUGUUCGCAGGUAUAUGGGUACAAUUACAGGUAUUAGUGACUUAGAUCCUGUUCGCUGGCCAAAUUCACAUUGGCGGUCUGUCAAGGUAGGAUGGGAUGAAUCAACCGCUGGGGAGAGACAGCCUAGGGUUUCCUUGUGGGAAAUUGAACCACUUACAACUUUUCCAAUGUAUCCAAGCCCAUUCUCCCUUAGGCUAAAGCGACCAUGGCCAUCUGGGCUACCCUCUUUCCCAGGUCUCAGCAAUGGUGAUAUGCACAUCAGUUCUCCACUUUCAUGGCUGCGUGGCAAUAUGGGUGAUCAGGGAAUUCAAUCUCUAAACUUUCAGGGAUUUGGCAUUACACCCUUCAUGCAACCAAGGCUUGAUGCUUCCAUGCUUGGUUUACAACCUGAUAUUUACCAAACAAUGGCAACACUUGAUUCUUCCAAGCUUGCAAGUCAGCAGUCACUUCUGCAGUUCCAGCAGAGCAUCCCUAGUUCUUCUUCAUCUCUGAUUCAGAGUCAAAUGUUGCAGCGCCCACAUCCUCAACAGAAUUUGCUCCAAAGCUUUCAGGAGAACCAGGUUAUAUCUCAGGCUCAGAUUCUACAACAGCAAUUGCAGCGUCAGCAAUCUUACAAUGAGCAGCAACAACUUCAUCCACCCCCAAUUCAACAAUUUCAAGAGCAACAGCAAAUGUCAAAGCCCAUCUCCAGUCUCCCUAGGAUGAACUCAACCACUCAGUCCCAACUUUCACAUUUCCAGGCCUUAAGUUCAACUGUUCCCCAACAGUCUUUUUCUGAUCUAGUUGGAAACCAUGUUAUGACCUCUAAUAAUUCUUCUACACAGAGUCUUCCUAGGUCUUUUUCUCAUGAUGAAGCAUCACAACUCUUAAACAUGCAUGAAACCAAUCCUUUAGCCACCUUACCCUCAAAGCGAAUUGCUCUUGAAUCUCAGGUUUCUUCCCGAGCUACUCCAUAUGCAGUUUCCCAGGCAGAUAUGAUUUCGCCUAACUCUAAGGUCUCUGACCUUCCCACCUUUUUGCCACCUUUCCCUGGUAAAGAGUUUCCUGAGUACCAAGGGGCGGCAUACUCCCAAAGCAAUAAUGCUCUACUUGGGGUUAAUACAGACUCAUCACUUUUACUGCAGAAUGGGAUUUCAAACCUCAAAAAUAGUGGUGGUGAGAAUGGGUUUUUGAAUAUGCCAUUCUCAACCUGUAAUUUCACUAGUGGUGUUGGCACUGAUUAUCCCCUCAACCCAGAUAUGGGAACUUCUAGUUGUGUGGAUGAAUCAGGUUUCUUGCAGUCCUCAGAAAAUGUGGACCAAGCAAACCCACCCAACAGAACCUUUGUGAAGGUUCACAAGUCAGGGUCCUUUGGACGUUCACUUGAUAUCUCCAAGUUUAGCAGCUAUCAUGAGCUGCGAAGUGAGCUUGCUCGCAUGUUUGGCCUUGAAGGCCUAUUGGAGGACCCUGAGAGAUCAGGCUGGCAGCUUGUAUUUGUUGACCGAGAGAAUGAUGUACUUCUCCUCGGCGAUGACCCUUGGCAGGAGUUUGUGAACAAUGUUUGGUAUAUCAAAAUAUUGUCUCCAUUUGAAGUGCACCAGAUGGGGAAAGAAGAAGGCCUCGAUAUUCCAAACAAUCUCCCUGCUGCAAAUCAGAGGCUCCCAAAUGGUGGCAGUAGCUGUGAAGUUCAUGUGAGCCAGAACGAGACUAGAAAUAUGAAUGGUAUACCAUUGGGGUCUCUUGACUACUAAUAAGGAAGACUUAAAAUAGUAAUGGAUCUUCCCAAGGCAACUGUACCAUAUUAGAACUGUUGUAUUCCCAGGUAAGGUAAUCAGAUUGUAAAUUAUAAUAUGAUUAAAUUCGUAUUGAACUACUACUGUCUUCCUAAAUGAUGAAUUCUGAGAGUAAUACAUCUUUCUACCAACUCUUAUUAUGCAAAUUUGGUUAUAACUUCC
This is a messenger RNA of Ipomoea triloba (trilobed morning glory), 3376 nucleotides long. RefSeq names its product auxin response factor 6-like. Gene Ontology annotation, biological process: response to hormone; regulation of DNA-templated transcription. The record is from RefSeq and is a predicted model, not a curated record. Lineage: Eukaryota; Viridiplantae; Streptophyta; Magnoliopsida; Solanales; Convolvulaceae. The transcript has 14 exons. Bases 323 to 3172 code for a protein of 949 amino acids. Gene Ontology annotation, cellular component: nucleus. Gene Ontology annotation, molecular function: protein binding; DNA binding.